Camarhynchus parvulus is the source of this 2266-nucleotide messenger RNA. RefSeq names its product coenzyme Q4 (gene COQ4). The record is from RefSeq and is a predicted model, not a curated record. Gene Ontology annotation, cellular component: mitochondrion; mitochondrial inner membrane. Lineage: Eukaryota; Metazoa; Chordata; Aves; Passeriformes; Thraupidae. Gene Ontology annotation, biological process: ubiquinone biosynthetic process. Bases 203 to 1102 code for a protein of 299 amino acids. The transcript has 7 exons.
GGGGGGAGUCAGGGCCGGCCGGCGAACCCCGGGGACGGGAUGGAACGGGACGGGCCCCACCGGUAGCCCCUGGGGAUGGGAUGGUCUAGGGGGUCCCUGCUCACCGCGCAGCAGCCGCGUCUCCAGCGCCUCCCGGACGCGGCCCCAGGCCACCCCCGCCGGUUUGUACACGGCGAACAGCCCGGCCAGCCCGGCCGCCGCCAUGGCCGCCGCCCCGCCCCGCUCCGGGCGCUUCCGGGGCAGCGGCGGGGCCGAACCGGGAAUGCGGCAGCUGCUGCUGCGGGCGGCGCGGGCCGGGGUCCCGCUGCUGCUGCGGGGGGGUCCCGCUCACCCAGGCAGAGCCCGGCCGAGCCACAGCGAGCCGCGGGGCCGGGAUGGACGCGGCGAGGAGGAGGAGGAGGAGAUGGAAGGGUGGCAGCAGCUGUACCCCGGGCACAUCCCCACCAGCCCGCUGCAGAAGGCGCUGCUGGCCGCCGGCUCCGCGGUCAUGGCGCUCUAUGACCCCUACAGACACGACAUGGUGGCAGUCCUUGGGGAGACCACAGGCUGCCUGGCCCUGCCAAACCUGCGAGACAAGAUGAAAAACCACCCUGAAGGUUACCGCAUCCUCCAGGAACGGCCUCGCAUCCGUCUGUCCACCCUGGACAUGGCCGGGCUGCAGGGGCUGCCGGAGGGCUCGCUGGGCCGGGAAUAUGUCCGGUUCCUGGAGGACAACAAAGUUUCUCCAGACACGCGGAUGCCGCCCAAGUUUGUCGACGAUGAAGAGCUGGCGUACGUGAUCCAGCGGUACCGGGAAGUGCACGACCUGAUGCACACCCUCCUGGGCAUGCCAACCAACAUGCUGGGCGAGGUGGUGGUGAAGUGGUUUGAAGCCAUCCAGACGGGGCUGCCCAUGUGUGUCCUGGGAGCAGCGUUCGGCCCUGCCCGGCUCAGCUCACGAAAGCUGCAGGUCCUGGCCACCGAGCUGGUUCCCUGGGCGAUUCGGAGCGGGCUCAACUCCAGCUGUUUCCUGAACGUCUACUACGAGCAGCGCUGGGAGCAGCCGGUGGAGUCCCUGCGGGCGGAGCUCGGCAUCCUCCCUCCCCCGGCCGUCCGAGUGUGAGAGCUCCUGCGGGGACGGCCCAGGGGAUCCCGGCUGGCAGCAGCAGCCUCAGCCGCUCUCCAAACCCUCCUGCCCUGCCCGCAGCACAGCGUGGCUGCAGCUCUUCCACCAGGGGCCCGAGGGCUGUGUUUCCUCCUGCCAAGAGCUGGCUCCAGCCUGUUGGCAGGGGCCAGCUGGCACCUCCCUGGGCUGUGACAAAACCUCAGCCUGUUUGUGAUUUUGGUUGUGGGAUGUCAAGGUCAGAUGUGCCUUUGCCAGCUGGUCUGGCUGCUCAGCUCUGCCAGCAGCAGCAUUCCGGUACUGAUGCUCCCAAGUGCUGGGAUGGGGAGGGAGCAUGCUGCAGCAAAUGGAUGCCUUGGCCCUCUGCAGCCCCAAGGCUGUGCAGGUAAAUCCUUCCUGCCACCCUUCCCAUCCUGGGAAGAUUGAGGCUUCAAAUCUUGGGGCUGCCCUGUACUGGAGCUAAACCCAUGAUUUUCCAGAGGAGCACAGGGGCAGGUUUGGUGUGUGCAGUGGUGAAAUCCCAUUUUGUACUGGUGCCUGACUGGUCUCCUGUUGGGUCACAUUGGAUGUGCCUCACUUCCUGCCUCAGAGACCAGGCAGUGUGUGAUUGUACCCACAGGGCAGGCACGGAAAUACCUUUGGAUAUUUCUCCUCCUGGAUUGGCUGUUUUGAGAGCUGAUCCUAGUCUGCUGUGUCUCCCUGUAGUCCCUCCCCAUCAAAAAUUAUGAAAUCCACAUGAUUGUGCUGGCUGUUCAGUAGGAAUCAUCCCUUCCUUGGGCAACAAAAUGACACAGUUGGGAUGAUGGGAUUGAAUCCAGUGAGUGCAGAAACAGCGGCUGCUGGUGCUGUGUCUGGGAGCUGAUUGCUGUCUGGGUUAAUUAAACUGCUCCAGACUGCCAGCAGCCAGGGAGCAGAGUUGCUGUAUGUGAUGGCAAAGAGUCACGAGGCCAGGGGCUCUUUGUUCAUGUGUGUUUGCUGUUGGAAUUCCUUCUUGUUUAAUAAAUCCAUACUGGGGCUUGUAGUUCAUUACCCCUGUCCUUUUGCCCCAUCUCCCCUUGUGAGCUGGAGACCUGAUGUGAAACCUGAUCCUUUUUGGCUCCAGCAGGUUUUCUUCCUGCCCCCCAGGCUUCCUUUUUCUAAAUUCUCCCUGCAUCAGCCACCCCA